AGUAUUGGAGGGGCGUGAGAACAUUUAAAUCCCGUUUUGUAAGGCGGCGUUGACGCGACCGAUGCUGCCAUCUGGCUUAAAAUUUGGGCGCCCUUUUCUUAGUAACAUAACAAAGCCACAUGUUGGUAUGCCCUUUUCCGCCGCCAAUCGCCAAACGAAAAAAGCAAUAAAAAUAGUAAAGCAAUAAGUUCAUCGUACUCGUGUAGUAAAUGAUGUAAUUGUCGUUCGGCCAAUGACGCAGGAAGGGCUCUGUGACGUCACAGAGGGCCCCCUUGUCCCCCCUCUAGUUCCGGCGCGCGCCGUCCGAGCGACCUAACAGCGAGUGCCUGCGCCAGUGUGUUCUCAAAAUGGCAGACGGGUUGUGUUCGGGAGAACAAGUCGACGAUGUAAUCGAGGUAUCAUCACUGGUGGAGGGCUCGAUGGCGUUGAGCAGUGGGUGUGCGAAGGUGAAUCCGUUCGUCUAUUUGGCCAGUGCUAGUGAUAAGUUGUUUGGUAAUCAUGCGUGCGAUGGAGGAGACUUGCAGCAGCAGCAAGAGGAUUGCAGGAAGAAGAGAUGCGUCGAUCGCUACGACAGCUCCGAGUCUUCAGACAGCGGUGUGGCGGUUUUGAGCUGCACGGACUGCAGCGGGAGCAGCACAGCAUCGAGUGACAUAACCGACCCCGGGUCCCCCUUCAGCACAGCGUCGUCGCAUUCGGAGGACUCGGCAUCGCAGUCAUCGACGACGAAGAUGCCGCCCACGCAGACUGCACACCAUCCUCCUUGGCCUUGGACGACGUCACCAACGGAAGACUGCACGUCCAUCAACAAGAGGUCCAUGCAACUUGAAAAGACUGCCUUCCCGAAACGACUCAAGUCCAAUGAGGACAACACAACUAGCAAACAAUCACCGCCAUGCCUAAGUAAUACGUCGAACAAAAUGUCAGGCAAAGGAUUAAUCCUAGCCAAGGCUGACAACCCUAGUCCAAACGAUAACAAUAAAUCCGGUAAUGUUAAGAAAACGUCGAAGAAACCCGAACUGGCCAAGCAGGGAAAGAUCACAGAGUACUUCAAAUCGCAGGUGAAGGUGCACGUGAUCAAGAAGGAUUCCGCAUCGAAGCCCUCAGUGACCAGCAAGUUCGUCUCCCUAGUCGACCAACAGACCCAAUUCAACGGCAUCAGGCCGCCAAAUUCCCGCUCCACUACAAAAAAAUCGGAGCCAACCUCCAAAUCAUCAUCAUCAUCCCGCAAGCUCUCACACCACGUAACAGUUCCUAGGAAAAUCCUUCCGGCUCCGAGCAAACUUCCGGACACCAUGACCAUCAACCACCACCCUCCGGUGAAUUUCGGCCCGACGGUGACGCUCACCGCCGUCAGCUUCCCCCCAAACUUGACGUAUCUUCACACCAAGACACCAAAACCACCCGACAACAGCAGCAACAGCAUUUUCGUGCCGCAAUUCGCCACAAUCAACCCACUUGUAAACCGAACUCCGUGCUUAAAUGUGAUACAACCCGUGCAGAAGAUCAUAAAUAACUUUAACUGUGUCAAAUUAAACGCAACGGUAGUGCCUAUCGUCAAGUUGAACACGUUGCCUUCGAGAGUGAGCGGCUUUAGCGUCGAGACGGUGCUUUCGCGGCCGCCUCCGGCUCAGCAGCCGCUGCAGACGACGACGACGACCGCCAUCACCACCGACGAGGAGGAGGAGAAGUCGUCGUCGUUGUCGCCGUCGCCGUCGCCGGCGGAGUCGUCCGAUAGUGGCAUCUCCAUCAAGGAUAAUUUGUUAGAAGUUGAGGUGGUGGAGGAGGCGACUGUGCCGCCGCAAAAGUCGCCGAUUUUGUCGCAGCCGAAGACAAUCAGGUUUCCGCCGGCAAAGCAGGAGGUUAAGGAGGAGGGAAAGGAUAACAAAACGACGCAUUCGCAAGAGUCGGGACUGUGUAGAUGGGCUGAAUGCAGCGCACAAUUCGAUACCAGUGGGGCCUUAUUAGAACAUCUACAGAUAAAACAUGUGAUAUCGCAAGCAACUCAAGAACAGUACGUCUGCCUGUGGUUGGGUUGCAAAGUGCACGGACGCACUUCCUGCUCAAGAUCGUGGUUGGAACGGCACGUUUUGGCCCAUGCUGGAACGAAGCCCUUCCGAUGCAUCGUCGAUGGAUGUGGCCAAAGGUUUAACUCACAGUUGACAUUGGAACGGCACGUAAACGGCCACUUUACCAGCGACGGCAAUCAAAACAGCAGCGCGAAAAAAUCAACCGAAAACUCAUCCGUCAAGUUAUUUAAGAGGAACGGGAAAAAAAUAAGGUUCAGACGGCAGCCUUGGUCAGCACGAAUGUUUGAUUUUAUUGAUGCUGGCAUUAUGGAAGGACUGCAACAUAAAUUGUUGACGAUGACGCAAGACAGAACGAUGGGCCAGAUCCACAAUGCCGGCAAUACAGUGAACGUUUUGAGCCAAGUGAUGGCGCGGAGGGUCGAAGCUGACGGAAAAGUCAAGUUUUUGGUCAAGUGGGAUCCAGUCGGAAUCAUUCCCGACGAAUGGGUGACGGAGAAAGAGUACGUACCGAUGAAGUCGGUAGCCAUCUCUUCGCUGCAUCCCGCAGCCAAAGACGUCCUCAUCUCCUACUUGUUCCCUUCAGCGAAACAAGAGCGGCGUCGCAAACCCAUCUCAAAGCAGCAAACGUGAUAUAAAUUUUUUGUUAAUAAUUGUAAAAAGUCAUGAGUGAGCCUUUGUAAUAAUAAACCCAUGCUUGUGUUCAGACCUUUGGUCAUAAUUUCAAUUUUCGUUCGGACUUGUUGUUGGAUCUCGCUUUGAUGAAUUAUUGUAUGGGAGCACGAUUGUAUUUAUGUGAAUUGUACAGAAUUGUAUAGUGUAGAGAGACAGACGGAGAACGGAAAGCUUUUAACCGUUUUUACAACCAGCCUAGUAUCACUGCCAUUGAACUGGUUUUUAGAGUUGUUAGAAACUUUCUGAUGAUAGACUAGACCAAUUUAUAAUCUUAUUUAAUUUAGUUAAUUUGUGUGUGUUCGCAAUAUUUACAAAAUAGUUUAGUUGAUUUGAUUGGCGUGAGGCGACACCUUCCUGGAAAUUGUGGUUCGAAUCUGUGAUAAAUUCAUCCAAAUUGGGGCGAGUUGGUGUCGCGUCUCGUUAGUUGUUUUUUUAACAUUCCUUUCAUCGUUUCUUUCUAUUUAUUUUAGCGUAAUAUUUAUGAAAUCAAUUGAUCACUGCCAGUUUCACUGCCCAAAACAAUAAGUGAAAUUUUAUUAAAUUAUUAGUAAUCGCCAUGACUUUUUUAUACGGAUUUUUCGUGCCAUUUUAUUUUUUUUGAAAUUAUUCUCGCCUUUGUGUUCUUAACCUUGAUCUCAAAAAAAUCAUACGAGUUUUUUGUGUAAAAUACCGUCAAACGAACCAAAGAAUAACGACGACUAGAAGGUUACCCAAUUGGCGGUAUUUUAUUUGUGAAAACUCCAAUCAAAAUCUAUCGGUACUUAAAUUUCAUUUGUUUGCUCAUAAUAGACUGAAAUUCAUCAAAUUAUUUAUUAAUCGACUGAUUUAGUUAAUUGUGUGGCCACGCGAUUGGUUGUUACUCUCUCUUACUUAAAGUUUCCCUUUGUGUAAAUAGGACACAACUUACUGGUACUUGUAGCAACCAGUCAUGGUUAAUACACUGUAAAUAAUGCUAGGUUCUCUUAGUUUUAACAUAGUUUGUAUCUACCAUAUUUCUAUCAGCAGAAGAAUAACUUUUAUAAACUAUUCUUUUACAAUGCAUUUAGAGACAAAAUCUAAAAGUAAGACUGUUCAAAAUUAUAUCAUACGAUAGGUAAUUUUAUACUAGACGUUUUAGUUGUUCCGACCUAUUGGAGAUUGUUUGAUGGCUUGAUUAAGGGAGAAUAUAUGAAUGUAUUGUUAAGUAGAGGAAUAUUUUAACUGAGCUGUUCGGAUUCUAAUUAUAAGUGUUAGUGGACGAGUAGAAUAUUUUAUUAUAAAAGAAAGACGAAGCUUAAUGAAUGUGACAAAUAAGAAAUUUCAUCUUAACCUAAUUGGUGUUUCAAUAGAGAGACAAUGGUAGAUAUGAGACAUGAUCGGGAAACAAUUUCCAAUCCGUGUUUUGCAUUGUAAAUAUAGUUAAUAAACCUAAUUUAACGUCAUUGUGAAAUUCCGUUUUUAUUAUUAUUAUUAUUAUUGGUAACAUGAACAAAUUCUACCUCACUGAUUUUUAUUUUAGUUUUAUAACCCUUAGUUAAGUUACGUUUAUCAUUAUGUUUAGUGCCUGUUCGAAUCUUAAGACUGUACGCAGGAGGAUUUCGUUGAUGAUACUUUUUUAUUCAACUCGACAUUUCGCUGCAUUUUUUAUUAUUUAUCUAAUAAACUUUUUGUGAUUCGACAGAAUUUUAAAUUUAUCAAUGUAUCUAUUCUAAUGAGAAUAAAUCUGUAAAUAACAA
Tribolium castaneum (red flour beetle) is the source of this 4414-nucleotide messenger RNA. RefSeq names its product jing (gene jing). Gene Ontology annotation, biological process: regulation of transcription by RNA polymerase II. The record is from RefSeq and is a predicted model, not a curated record. The transcript has 7 exons. The coding region runs from base 348 to 2657 and encodes 769 amino acids. Gene Ontology annotation, cellular component: ESC/E(Z) complex. NCBI's taxonomy places the organism in Eukaryota, Metazoa, Arthropoda, Insecta, Coleoptera, Tenebrionidae.